GUUGAAAAAAAAUGAUUCUUAUUAUCAGAAAGAUGUUUUCAUUUAUUUUUCUCAAUGUUUUCACAUGUUUUAGUUAAUUAAUUUUAAUCAAUAACAAUGGCGAGUGACGUGAUUAAUCAGAUGAACGCUUGGAAGUCUUAUGUUUCCUUGUUGGUUGAUCAAAAUGCUCGCGAUGAGAAUAAAUUGAAAGCAGCUCAAGAAUUAGCUGAAGACCUAGAGGCCAUUAUUUCAAGUCCACAAUAUCCAUCUUUUCUGGAACAUGCAGUCAACACUUUCCGCCGGGUCCUUUCGGAGGGACAACCUUUAUUUAUUGCCGAACAUACUGGACAACAGUUGCGAAAAUUAAUUCUAGAAAUUAUCCAAAGAUUACCUGUUAAUGAGCAUCUUCGCCUUCAUGCCAAAUCAUUAAUUUCGCUAAUGUUUCAAUUACUAGAUAUUGAAAAUGAAGAAAAUGUUCUGGUAAUUCUUAGGAUAAUAAUUGAACUUCAUAAGAACAGUCGUCCUCCAUUUAGUGUCGAGAUUCAAAAGUUUUUGACUUUCGUGAAAAAGAUUUACCAAGAUUUACCCAACAAUAUGAAUAAAAUUUUCGAACCUAGACUGCCACUGAGAAUCAAAGAUAUCACCGAACUCACAACUCAACUGCCGGUUGUUAUUGGUGAGAUAUUCACACAAACUCCAGUGAUGACGGAGAAGAAAAAUCCCGACGGAACUAAUGCCAAUUACAAUUUGAUACCAAGAGCGACCUGUUCACUCAAGGUGUUAGCUGAAUUACCAAUCAUAGUUGUUUUAAUGUAUCAACUUUAUAAGGCACAACUCCAACAGGAGAUUGAAGUUUUAAUACCAUUUAUUAUGAAUGCCUUAACCCUUCAACCCGCUCCCCAACAUCGGAACAGUACCGCUUUUAACAAGGAAGUGUUUGUCGAUUUUGUGGCCGCACAGAUUAAGACUCUUUCCUUUCUAGCCUACAUGGUUCGAAUAUACCAGGAUUCAGUGAAUGCCAAUGUUAAUCAACUUAUCAAAGGAUUUAUUAGUAUCCUCAUUAAUUGUCCUCAUGAAGUUGCUCAUUUAAGGAAAGAGUUACUCAUCGCAGCCCGUCAUAUCCUUAUGACUGAUCUCAAAACUAAAUUUAUCCCAUGUAUUGAUCAACUUUUUGAUGAAACCAUAGUUAUUGGUAAAGGUUGGACUGCUCACAACAGUUUGCGUCCUCUUGCAUAUAGCACCAUUGCCGAUCUGGUUCAUCAUGUUCGUGCUCAACUUAAGUUCAAAGAUUUAGUUUCUGCAGUGAAUGUGUUUUCCAAAAAUGUUCACGAUGAAUAUCUGACCAGUUCAAUCCAUGCUAUGUCUUGUAAAUUACUCCUCAAUCUGGUUGAAUGUAUACGAAAUCGAGCGGAAAUUGAACAUGGAGCUCAAGCUGCUCAAGUUUCACGGGAAAUUUUAUUAAAAAUGUUGGAAGUUUUUGUUCUAAAAUUCAAACAUAUCGCUAAACAUCAGAUACCCAUGUUGACCAAUCGUCAAUCCAAUCAAACUUCAUCCCAUUCCUCUACAAUCGCAUCUCAACCAGCACUUCAACAGCCUACGUUCCUACCACAAGCUCCUUUGCCACAACUUGCACCACCUCAACAACCCUCACAAAUGCAACAUCAUCUCAAUCAUCAAAUUCAUCCACAAACACAAACACAAACACCAACACCUCAACCACAGACUCAACAGCAAUCUCAACAAACAUCUCAAUCAACAACAUCAACAACAACUAGUGACCCUAAAUCAGAUGAAUCUAAACCAUUAUUCCCACACGGAGUUGGUGAAAGUUUCGGUGCUGAUGAUAGACCAAAAUUUGGUUUCCCUGCAAUACCCUCAGAUACUUAUACAGCCAGUGACUGUAAAAGUUUGGUUAAAACAUUAAUUGUCGGCGUUAAAACUAUCACUUAUGGAAUACCAUCUUACCGUAUUGCUGGUGACACAUCUAAUGUACCUGCACAACAGAAACAAUUUCACCCGAAAGAAACUAUUUUGUACAUUCGAUUAGUAAAAUAUGCCUUAAUGGCUUUAGAUGUUUACACAAUUCAACCUAGUCAGGCCAAUUCUUCAAGUAUUGCCACUAGUACUCAUCCGAAUGCACCUCAAUCUGCCUCAGGAAUAUUUCGAGCCAACAUGAUGUCCAAUGUUAGACCAAAAGAGGAGAAAGAAGUAUUAGAACAUUUUGCCGGUGUUUUCCAAAAUGUUAGUCCACAAAGUUUUCGUGAAGUCUUUUCUACUCUAAUUGACUUUUACGUUGAACGAACCAAUUCAAAUAUUGCUCUUCUCACCUUAGCAAAUUCAUUCCUUGCUAAUACGGUUUUAUCACCAGUAUUUGCGACAAUCAUUGUUGAAUAUUUACUUGAAAGAAUGGAGGAAAUGGGAACAAAUAUAGAGAAAUCAAAUCUUCACCUAAAAUUGUAUAAAUUAGUUUUCGGAUCUGUGUCUCUGUUUCCAGCGGAAAAUGAAUUGAUGUUAAAACCUCACCUUCACAGUAUUGUUAAUCGAUCACUGGAAUUAGCAUUGAGUGCCAAAGAACCCUACAAUUAUUUUCUACUAUUACGAGCUCUGUUUCGUUCUAUUGGUGGAGGUAGCCAUGAUCUCUUAUACCAGGAGUUUUUACCACUUUUACCUAGUCUCUUACAAGGAUUAAAUAGUCUGCAAAGUGGUUUACACAAACAACACAUGCACGAUCUUUUCGUUGAACUUUGUCUAACGGUUCCAGUCCGAUUAAGUAGCCUUCUUCCUUAUCUUCCUAUGCUCAUGGAUCCAUUGGUUGCUGCUUUAAAUGGCUCCCAAACUUUGGUUAGUCAAGGAUUGAGAACAUUAGAACUUUGUGUUGACAAUUUACAACCUGAUUUUCUCUACGAUCACAUUCAACCAGUUCGUGCUGGCCUAAUGCAGGCUUUAUGGAGAACCCUUCGAAAUCCUUCUGAUAGUAUUGCUGGAGUUUCUUUCCGAUUACUUGGUAAAUUUGGUGGUGGUAAUCGUAAGAUGAUGACUGAACCACAAAAGAUUGAAUUCUUUGAUCACAAAGAAUCUUAUGCUAAUGGAUCUACAUCCAUUAUCGCUUGUUUCCUUGAACAUCGAUCACCAAUCAAUCUACCAAUUGACAAAGUUAUCGAAACAGCAUUUAAUGCACUCAAAUCUUCAACCACUGAUCCAUUUUAUCGUAAACAAUGUUGGGAAGUUAUCAAAGGUUUUCUCAUUGCUCAUAUUUCACCUCCUCCACCCGAUGAGGAUAAAUACAAUUUUCAACGAUUCUUUUCUCAUCCAAGUUUCAAUCAAGGUGAAAUUCAUCCUCUUAAUGGACCAUUUUACAAAUCUAGUGAUACUCAAAUUCGAAAGGUCCAUGAAAUGGCUUUAACUGGAAUGUUUGUAGCAGCGGCAAUAAAAGAACUUCGAGCUACUGUUCUUCCUUUCAUGGUUUCACUUGUUCGCCAUUAUACUCUUCUAGCAAUAAGCCAACAAUCAGGUCCUAUUAAUUUAGGUGGAAAACAGCAUAAACUUUAUGGAAUGGAUGCUUUGGUUCUGAUCGAUUCUGUAGCGACCAUCAUGGGUCAUGAGGAAAAGGAACUAUGCAAACCUGGUCAUUUGGCGUUAAUCAUUAUCUUGGACACUGGAGCGGCUGUUCUUGGUUCUCGUGAACGAACUUGCCAAUUACCUUUGACGGAAUAUCUUGUCGAGAGAAUGUGCUCUUUAUGCUAUGAUCGUGCCUGGUACGCCAAAUUAGGAGGAUGUAUUGCCAUCAAGUUUCUCUUUGAACGAAUGACCUUAAAAUGGGUUUUCGCUCAUCAAUAUAUGUUCCUUAAAGCUUUACUCUUUGUGAUGAUGGAUUUAACUGGUGAAGUGUCAAGUGGUGCUGUCGAUAUGGCAAAAUCUAAUCUCGAGAAAAUGAUAACUCUUUGUGCUACACCGAUUAGAUUGGCUAUUGAUGGAAGUAAUUCUGAUCUUGUUGAUGCUCAGCAAAAAUCACUUCACGAAGUGACACAAGAACUUGUUCGUCAAGUGACCUCACCUAACACUUGUGUUCGUCAACAAGCCAUGAACUCUCUCAAAGUUUUAGCCAAAGUACAAGGUUCCACAAUCGAAGCUAUCAUGAGGCCACAUAAAGAUGUUCUUGGUGAGAUGGUUCCUCCUAAGAAAACUGUUCUUGGUCAUCAUCCAGUCAACACUCAAAUUGGACUUAUGGAAGGAAACACUUUCUGUAUGACCCUCGAACCUCCUCUAUUCACUUUGGACAUGUCUGUUCGAGAACAUGCCAACUUUUUCAAUGAACUUCUUGCCCUUUGCGAUCGUGAAGAUGCACAACUUUUAAAAUCUUCCAUCUAUAAGAACGUAACCAACCUCACGCCACUUCGAAAGUCCGCUCUUAAAACUCUUACUGCUUACGCUCCUCUUUAUACCAAUCGGGAUGGAAUCUUUCGAGUUUUGUUCAAUGCCUUGGUUUCAAAUAACAGUGAGAUCCAGGAAACUGGAUUCGAGUGUCUUAAGAAAUAUCUUACCUUUGGUAACGCUGAUUUAGAACAGGUGAAAAAAGAGUAUUGCUCCUGCAUGGCUGAUUAUCGAAAACUGAACUUGAAUGUAAUCAAACGUAUCAACUGUUUGGCCCAAUUGUUUCCAGCUCAUUUCGUCGAGAAAGUUUGUGACCAAAUGGCACAAAAUUUGAAAAAAUGGCUUGACAAUGUUGUUCGAGGUGACAAGAAAAACACAGAAGAGAUGAAAGUUUGUGCUGCACUCAUCGAGUUCUUCCAUUUAGUACCAGCCGCUGGAACAAAAUAUGUCGAAGUGCUUUUGUGUUAUGUGUUCAAAACAGAAAAAGCAAUGAUGAUUGAACCUGGAUCAAUGCUCAGAGAUCCUCUCAGGAAAUUCUUACAAAAAUAUCCAGAACAUACAUUGGAUCUUUUGUUAACUGAAAGAAAUGUCAACGAAGAUCAGAUUUAUCGUUUCGUCAAGUAUCUUCUCAAAGGUCCUGAAGGAGCCAUUUUCCGCCAAGUGCUCCAACAAAAUCCUGCUCGUUUAAUCAAAUUUGCCUCUGGUCCUAUUGCGAUUCCAGAAAAGAUCAGUAUUCCCCAACAACAAGUCCAACAAACUGAUCCAUCAAUACCACAACCUCAACCUCAAACACAAACUGUCACCGUAACUUAUGAUUUACAAUAUCAAGCAAUUUUAAUUACUUCAAUUUUGGUGAAACAUGAUGAACAAUGGUUAACCAAUCAAUUUCCUUUGGUAGACGCUCUAAUUAAAGUUUGGAAUUCUGUUGAAUUGCCGAAAAAACAUUCUAAAAUCGAGUCAGCUGAUUAUGUGCAAUGGAGGGAACCCAAAUUACUGAUGAAAUGUUUACUAAAUUACUUCAAACAAAAUCCAAAUGGAAACAGUAUAAUCUUACUCUUCAACCUUUUAAAAGCUUUCAUGAACCGUUAUAUCUGUGAUUUUGACUUUUUCCGUGAUUUUCUCGAACACACUGUUACCAAUUAUACAAUCGACUGGAAACGUGAAGCUUUUUUCAAAUUUGUCAGCAUUUUCCACGAUAACAAUUAUGCCCAAGAAUUGAAGGCUAAAAUCCUUCAAUACAUUAUCAUUCCAUCAUUUGCGGUCACUUUCGAUCGAGGAGAAGGAGAAAAGUUAAUUGGAGGUCCACCAACACCAGAACAAGAUCAAGAAGACAAUUUAAUUAGUGUUUUUAUCAACAAAGUAAUUGAUCCAGAUAAUCCAUUUGCAAUGUCAGACUCAGUUCGAAUCCUCCUACUUCAAUUUUCUUGUCUUUUGGUUGAACAAGCUUCACCUCACAUUCACGAUGCCGCCAAUAAACGUCAAGGAAAUAAACUGCGUCGAUUGAUGACCUUUGCUUGGCCUUGUUUACUGUCAAAAAACUGUGUCGAUCCAGCAACCAAGUACCAUGGUCACCUUUUACUUGCUCACAUCAUUGCUAAAUUUGCUAUUCACAAACGGAUAGUGUUACAAGUUUUUCACAGUCUCCUUAAAGCUCAUGCAAAUGAAGCUCGUACUGUUGUGCGUCAAGCAUUGGAAAUUUUAACACCAGCAAUGCCUCAACGGAUGGAAGAUGGUAAUACAAUGUUAACUCAUUGGACCAAAAAGAUAAUAGUUGAGGAAGGACAUUCACUCCCACAAUUAACUCACAUGCUUCAAUUAUUGAUUAGACAUUACAAAGUGUAUUAUCCAGUUCGACAUCAUCUCAUCCAACACAUGGUUACCUCCAUACAGCGACUUGGGUUCACACCAAAUUCAACCGUUGAUCAUAGGAAAAUUUCAGUUGAUCUUGUUGAAGUGAUUUUGUUGUGGGAACUUCAAAGAUCUCGCGAAGAACAAGAACAAUCGAAAGCCGAUGCUGCAGCAGCGGCGGCAACAGCGUCAACCGCAACACCAGGAACCUCGGCUGAAGCAAUAACUCAGUCUUUACAAAAAGUUCGUAUUCCAACUUUACCGGCUACUCCAUCUUCAGCUUACGGAGGUAAACCAUUGUCAACAGAUAAUAAUAAGCCAGUUGAAAAGGCUCAUCAAGAUGCUGUGGUAAACUUCCUGCUUCGUCUUGCAUGUCAUGUAAACGAAACUGGGACUAAUCUUGGCUCACCCGGCGAGAUUUUAUCUCGAAGAUGUGUCACCCUUUUAAAAUUAGCUUUAAAACCCGAAAUAUGGCCUACAGCUGAGUUGCGAUUAGGCUGGUUUGAUAAACUUUUGUUGACUGUUGAAUCAACGACUCCCAAUUAUGGUAAUAUCUGUACUGCUCUUGAGCUCUUGUGCUUUUUACUCAACAUUUUAAGACGAGAGGCCAUUCUGGUCAGUUUCAAACCGCUACAAAGAGGAAUUGCAUCAUGUAUGACAUGUACGAAUACCAAAGUUAUUAGAUGUGUACACAAUUUGUUAACUCGACUGAUGUCGUUUUUCCCGACUGAAGGAGCGACCUCAACAACCGCAUCUAAACACGAAGAGCUUGAAGCUUUAUACUCAGCAGUUAGUAAAGUGAUUUACGAAGGAUUAAGUAAUUAUGAAAAAGCAACUGGACCAAUUUUACCUCAAUCUUUGUUUGGCACAAUUAUGAUUCUGAAAGCAACUUGUAGUAACAAUGCCUGUUACAUUGACAGAAUGAUAACCUUGUUCAUGCGAGUGCUACAAAAAAUGGCCCGUGAACAUCUCACUCCACCUCCACCAAAUGACCAAUUAAAUCCAAUGGGCAGUGAAUUGUUAAUCUUAAGUUUGGAUCUUGUUAAAAACAGAAUUGGUGUUAUGGGUCAAGAAAUGAGGAAAACCUUUUUCACCAACAUACUUGUUGGUUUAAUUGAAAAAUCACCGGACGUUAAAGUGCUUCGAGCGAUCACCAAAAUGCUAGAAGAUUGGGUUAAGAACAAAGGACCUUUUGGUGCUAAUCAAGCGCCAACUUUACGAGAGAAAACACUUCUUCUUGUUAAAAUGAUGAUGUUUGUCGAGAAACGAUUCGCCGAUGAUAAUGAAUUGAUGGCACAAUUUUUGGAAUUGAUUAACUAUGUUUAUCGAGAUGAAUCAUUGAAGAAUACAGAUUUAGCAACCAAACUGGAACAGGCAUUUAUGUCGGGUUUAAGAUGUGUACAACCUCAAAUACGAGCUAAAUUUUUCGAAGUGUUUGAUGCAAGUAUCCGUCGUCGAUUACACGAUCGAUUACUGUACAUUGUUUGCUCGCAAAAUUGGGAAACAAUUGGACCUCAUUUUUGGAUAAAACAGUGCAUCGAAUUGAUUUUAGUUUCUGUGAUACCAACUCUUUGUAUAACUAGUGGAAACUCAAUGGCCAUGUUACCCUCACCAACCGCUGUGAUAGAUUUUGGAGAUCAACAAGAACGUGCAUCAUUGGCUAGUUCAGUUAACGAUCAGAUGGAUAUUGAUAUGUUUUGUGCAAUGGCCAAUGGGAUAGAUUCAGUUCGAGAAGCUGAAGAGGUUAUGGAUAUCGAGUUGUCUUCUGCAGAAGAGAAUCAAUCAAAUAAUAGUCGAGGGAGCAUUUAUGGUGGAAGUACUUUAUUGGGAACACGACGGCCAAGUACACCUUCCGAUCCAACUCAACACUUACGGGUUCUCAUUUCUAAACAGAACAAGUUUUUGAACAGUUUGAAAGAAACACGAACUCUCAAUUUCUUAAUGGCAGUUGCUCAACUUUGUCAUAUGGAUACAAACUUAGCCAACAUCACUUGGAUUCAACUUUUCCCUCGACUCUGGAAAAUUUUGAAUGAAAGGCAGCAAAACUUACUCACCACUGAACUGAUACCUUUCGUGUGUAGUGGCAGUCACAUUAUUCAGAAAGAUUGUCAUCCAUCAGCGAUUGGCUGUUUCAUGGAAGCAAUUGCUCAAUGUGACCCACCAAUUCCAAUAAGACCUUCACUUCUCAAAUAUAUGGGUAAAUCUCAUAAUAUUUGGCAUCGAGUUGCUCUCAUGUUGGAAAAUAUUGCUUUCGAUAAAUCUCUCGCUAUUACAGGAUCAACCACCUCAACAUCAACCAAACACACUCGUAAACAUGAUGGCGGUGAUAUUGAUUACACUGAACCAGCUAACGUGCCUGCAGUGUCUUUAGCACAAGAAGCAAAUGAAUCAUUGGCUGAAAUUUACGAAAUACUUAAAGAGGAAGAUCUUUGGGCGGGAUUGUGGUUGAAAAGAGCAAAAUAUGCAGAAACAUUGAUCGGUAUCGCCUACGAACAACAAGGAUUCUUUGAACAAGCUCAAGGAGCAUUCGAAUUGGCAAUGACCAAAGCAAGAAACGAUUACAACACUAAUCCGUCCCCAUUAAGUUUACAGGGAGAAUAUCGUCUCUGGGAGAAACACUGGAUACGCUGUUCUAAAGAGUUAAAUCAAUGGGAUCUCCUUCUUGAUUAUGGAAAUUCAAAAGGCUGCACUAAUCCAUUUUUGGUCUUAGAAAGUGCUUGGCGGGUUCCUCAAUGGUUAUUGAUGAAAAAAGCUCUUCAUCAAGUUGAAACUAAUCAUCCCAAAGAAUUGGCUUGGAAAGUUGCUCUGUUCAAAGGAUAUAAUCAUAUUUGUAAUACCGAAGAUCAUAAUUUACAAAUGGCUGAGCGGAUGGUUGAUCUUGCAUCAAAUCUUUGCAUCAAAGAGUGGAGGCGACUUCCCUCUGUUGUCUCUCACAUACAUGUUGAUCUUUUACAAGCUGCUCAAUUAAUUAUGGAAUUACAAGAAGCUGGACAAAUCCAUCAAAGUUUAAAUCCAAAUAAUACUCGAGCCUCUUGUAUUCAUGAUAUGAAAGCGAUCGUUAAAACUUGGAAAAAUCGUCUACCAGUUUUAUCAGAUGAUUUCUCUCAUUGGAGUCAUGUGUUCACUUGGCGUCAACAUCAUUUCCAAGCAAUAGUAAAAUUUUAUGAUCCAACCAAUACGACUCUCACUAACUUGGGCACUCAAACAGCUCAAAUUGCUCAAGGUUUAUCAGCUGCAAUCAAUCAACCAACUGAUCCUCAAGCAUCUCAAUCAGUUUUAGGUAUUCAUGCAUCAGCUCAAUCGAUUAUAAACACUGGUAGAAUCGCCAGAAAACAUGGCCUGAUCGGCGCUUGUCUAGAUUCACUCAACAAAAUCCACAGUAUACCCAGUAUACCGAUCGUUGAUUGUUUCCAAAAAAUCAGGCAACAAGUCAAAUGUUAUUUACAACUUGCAUCAACUGGUGGUAAAAAUGAAUUGGCGGAAGGACUUGAAAUUAUUGAAUCAACAGCUCUUAAUAUUUUUACACGAGAAAUGAAAGCUGAAUUUUAUGCUCUCAAAGGAUUGUUUUUGGCCAAUUUGGGUAGAUCAGAAGAAGCGAAUCGUGCGUUUAGUGCUGGUGCUCAAUUACAUGAUGGUUUGAAUCGAGCUUGGGCUCUUUGGGGUGAAUAUUUGGAAACUUUGUUCACCAGAGAGAAAUGGGAAAAUCGUCAAAUGACCUUGGGAGUUUCUGCAAUCACUUGUUACCUUCAUGCAUGUCGAUCACAAAAUGAGACCAAAGCUCGAAAAUAUUUAGCCAAAGUGAUCUGGCUUCUCACUUAUGAUGAUGACACUCUUUGUCUUGCCGAUGCUGUUAAAAAAUACAAUCAUGGUGUACCUCCAGUUUGCUGGUUACCUUGGAUUCCUCAAUUACUUACAUGUUUAAUUAAAAAAGAGGGAGAUUUAGCUGUUAGCAUUCUUAGACAAGUUGGUUGUAUGUUCCCACAGGCAGUUUAUUUCCCUGUUAGAACUUUAUUCUUGACUCUUAAAAUGGAACAGAGAGAAAAGUAUCGAAGCAGCGAAAUGGUUUCUGGUCAAGUUCAAAGCGCAAAUUUGAAUCUAUUGAAGGCUAAACAAGUUGGAGUGAAUCAACAAUUUCAAUCAACACCACAAAUGAAUUUACAACCAUCAAUGCUUCAACACCAACAAAGCCAACAACAACAAACUUUCACUAAUCCACAAUUCCAACAAAAAGUUGCUGGUCGAUUAGGAGCUCCCACUGAAGUAAAUCAAAUUCGAGCGACAGUUUCUAUCAAACGAUGCUCUUUAGUUAUGCAAGAACAACGAGCACUUCAUCCAACAGUUUUAUCAUCACUCGAGGGAAUGGUUGAUCAAAUGGUUUGGUUCAGAGAAAAUUGGUACGAAGAGAUAUUACGUCAAUUACGCCAAGGAUUGAAUAAAUGUUAUGCAAUUGCUUUCGAGAAUCGUGGUAAUGUUGACGAGGCAACGGUUACCCCACACACUUUGAAUUUUGUCAACAAACUCGUGGCAACUUUUGGAGUUGGAGUUGAAAAUGUAUCUACAUCGCCAUCUAAUUUUGCAACUGCAGCAUCUGAGUCGUUGGCUAAAAGAGCUCAGGCAACUGCUCAAGAUCCCGUUUUCCAGAAAAUGAAAGGACAAUUUUCCACUGAUUUUGAUUUUUCAACUCCAGGAGCCAUGAAACUUCACAAUUUAAUUGUUAAGCUAAAAAAGUGGAUCAAAAUUUUGGAAGCAAAAACGAAAUUAUUACCAAAGACUUGCCUAAUGGAGGAAAAAUGUCGCUUCCUUAGUUACUUUUCUCAGCAAACCGCUGAUGUUGAGCUUCCUGGUGAAUUUCUUAUACCAAAACAUAAUCUUUAUUCAAUCAGAAUUUCUCGUUUCAUGCCAAGAGUGGAGAUUAUCAAUAAACACAAUACAGCCGCUCGACGUUUUCAUAUCAGAGGUCAUAAUGGUAAAAUUUAUCCAUACUUAAUUGUCAAUGAUUCUUGUCUAAGUGAUGCUCGACGAGAAGAACGAGUUUUACAACUUUUCCGACUUUUGAAUAACUAUUUGGGUAAACAGAAAGAAACUUUGAAACGAUUCCUUCACUUUACGGUUCCUCGAGUUGUUGCCAUUUCUCCUCAAACUCGAUUGGUCGAAGAUAAUCCUAAUUCCAUCUCAUUACUGGACAUUUACAAACAAAGAUGCGCUCAACGUGAUCUCGAAUACGAUGCUCCUAUUUCAAGAUACUAUGAGCGACUUGUGGCUAUUCAAGCCCGAGGAUCUCAGGCCAGUCACCAAGUUCUUCGAGAAAUUUUGAAAGAAAUACAAACAGAUAUGGUUCCUCCUAAUCUUCUCAAAGAAUGGGCAACUUUGACCUACCCAGGAGCGACUGAUCUUUGGACAUUCAGGAAACAGUUUACUCUUCAAAUGGCUCUUGCCAAUGUUGCUGAGUAUGUUUUAUGUCUAACGCGACUCAAUCCCGACAUGAUGUAUAUCCACCAAGACACGGGCCUAAUGAAUGUCGCUUACUUCCGUUUCGAUGUUGACGAUAUCACAGGUGAUAUUGAAGCAAGUAGACCAGUUCCAUUCCGAUUAACUCAUAACAUCUCUGAGUUAAUUACUUCAAUUGGGGUCAGUGGUCCACUAACGGCCUCAAUGAUUUCAAUAGCAAGAUGUUUAGUACAACCAAACUUUAAGAUUCAAUCGAUUUUGAAAGUGAUUAUCAGAGAUGAAGUUAUUUCUUGGUAUACAAAGACUCAAGAAGAUGCUUGUCUCGAUGGCGAAGUCACUAUGGAUGGAGAAUCAUUAAUUAACGCUGUAAAUAAAUCAAUCUUAUCCAUCAUGGCGCGACUAUCAUCUUUGGCAACUUUUGACGGAGCUGAAAGCAAAGUUAUCAAUCUGGUUGCCGCUGCAAAUAGUCACGAUAAUAUUUGCCGUAUGGAUCCUGCUUGGCAUCCGUGGCUGUAAAUUAACAUUUGUAAAAUGACCUUUUCCUUAUCCACGAAAAUCAUCAUAUUUCCUCUUUUUUCAUUCCUCUUUUGUCAUAUGGUGAAUUACUGAUUCAUAGUUUUGUAAAACUGCUCUUUUUUUCCUUAACCUCCAUCCAAUCAUUUCCCUCUCUCUCUCUCUCCUUUUCACCUUUCAUAUCAUUCUCAUUGUAACCAGUUCACCUGAAAUUCAUUUUCAUGCUGCAUCCUCAUCCUCAUCACCUUUUCCUUUACACGUUAAAUGAAACGAUUGACCAAAGUUUAAAUUGAUCAAUCGUUUCCCAUUCAAACACGAAGAUAAAACUAAAUGGUCGUGAACUCGUGAUAUUUUGUUGUAAUUGAUAUAAAAAAAACUCGGUAAAUUAAAAGCCUUAAUAUGACUCAACAAAUUAA
Messenger RNA from Panonychus citri (citrus red mite), 12575 nucleotides. It is a transcript of the gene Nipped-A, whose product is annotated as transformation/transcription domain-associated protein-like. The transcript is spliced from 9 exons. Gene Ontology annotation, biological process: DNA repair; regulation of DNA-templated transcription. Bases 97 to 12162 code for a protein of 4021 amino acids. NCBI's taxonomy places the organism in Eukaryota, Metazoa, Arthropoda, Arachnida, Trombidiformes, Tetranychidae. The record is from RefSeq and is a predicted model, not a curated record. Gene Ontology annotation, cellular component: NuA4 histone acetyltransferase complex; SAGA complex; nucleus. Gene Ontology annotation, molecular function: transcription coregulator activity; protein binding.